Scomber japonicus (chub mackerel) is the source of this 1742-nucleotide messenger RNA. RefSeq names its product cyclic AMP-responsive element-binding protein 5-like. Gene Ontology annotation, molecular function: DNA-binding transcription factor activity, RNA polymerase II-specific; cAMP response element binding. The record is from RefSeq and is a predicted model, not a curated record. The coding region runs from base 1 to 1674 and encodes 557 amino acids. Lineage: Eukaryota; Metazoa; Chordata; Actinopteri; Scombriformes; Scombridae. Gene Ontology annotation, biological process: regulation of transcription by RNA polymerase II. The transcript is spliced from 12 exons.
AUGGAGGUUUUUUGGCGAGCUGUCCCGGUGAAGUCUCAUCACAAGGCGGACGGGUUGAGCGUGAAACACAGCUCAGAGGAAUGCCCGAGGUUUGUGUAUGACAUGAAUGACAAACAGGACAGGCCUUAUGUGUGCGGGGCCCCGGGCUGCUCUCAGCGCUUCCAGUUAGAGGAGCAUCUGAUCAUCCACAGACACAAACAUGAGAUGACCCUCAAGUUCUCCUCCAUCAAGACGGAUACGGCUUUUACAGACCAGACUCCGACGCCAACCCGAUUUUUGCAAAACUGUGAAGAGGUUGGUCUGUUCAAGGAGAUAGAGGAGGAGUUUCUUCAGGCACAAGAGGAGGAAAAGAGCAAACAGACGCUUUCUCAUAAUGGGCCGUCCUGUAUGAACCAGCACCAGCUCAAACCACAGCUUCAGCUCCAGCACCCACCCCAGCCUCAGCACUCACAUCCCCAGCCACAGCUGCACCAUCCCCAGACCCAUCCCUUGCAGCUCACCCAGUCCCAUGGCCCAAUGAUGGGCCCUAGCUGCAGCCUGGCUGCCCAGCAAACUCUCUCCUCCUCCCAGUCCGGAUCAGUCAUCACCCAGGCUCCUUCCACCCUCUCACACUCAGGGCCGGUUCCUGGGCCGCUGUCCUCCCUCCUCCACAUGCGGAACAGACACAGACAACCGCUGGCAGCCUCCUUGCCUGGCACCCUGCCAGACCCCGCCAUGCAAGGGGCAUCUGCUCAGCACAUGCCCAUGGAGAAGCAGAUGUCUUGUGUAAUGGGUAUACCAGGUCCUGUACACAACCCCUCCUGUUCCUCGCCGCAGAGAUCCAAACAGACGAUGGGCCAUCAAUACCAACAACACCACCCAGGAAUGGUCGCCAUCAACAACCCUGUGACACCCAUGGGUCAUAUGAUGGAGAUGAUGUCACAACGCCACCAGGCACCUCCACUACAACACCACCACCAACCACAUCAUCAUCAUCAUCAUCAUCCACAGCUUCCAGCUCCACCCCUCACCUACCAACAGCGAUGCCAUGCCCCACCUCCACAGCACUUAGGCAACUCGCACAGCCACCAGCUUCACCAGCCAGCCAAUAUACCACAUGCUCAGGCUCACCAAUCACCGCCUUCCCACCUGCACCAGGGCUCGCCUCCAGCGCCUCCACUGUCUGUUCCUGCACAGCAAUCACCUGUGCCACAGCAAAUGCAGCCCCCCCAGCAUGCAAUGCAGGCAGGUGGUAGCUGCAGCGGUGGAGGAGGAAGCGGAGGACACCGUCGCAGGAGGUCAGCAGAGCAGGACCCAGAUGAGCGCAGGCAGAAGUUUCUGGAACGUAACCGAGCUGCGGCCACUCGCUGCCGACAGAAAAGGAAAGUGUGGGUGUCGUCACUGGAGAAGAAAGCUGAAGAGCUGACGCACACAAACCUGCAGCUACAGAAUGAGGUGACGUCACUGAGGUCGGAGGUGGGUCAACUGAAGCAGAUUCUGCUCACCCACAAGGACUGUCCUGUCACGGCCCAGCAGAGAGAGACACAGGGGUACCCCACUGCAGGGGUGUGUCCAGGAGGAAGUCCCACCCCUGUAGAUCCUGGGUCUCAACUGCAGGCCAUCCAACAUAACAGCAUCUCCACCUCCUCGACCACUGGAGGCGACAAAGGGCCUGACACCCAGCCUGGACGCUAGCUCUCAUCAUAUAGAGGAGGGGGUGAGACUGGAUGAUUGGAUGAAAUAUGUUUCUGUUAUUACUACAC